AUGUUUGCGCCGCAAGCAUCACCGUGGCUGCAGAAUGUCUCUCAGCUCGAGGUGCUCAUUACCCGGGCGUGCAACCCGACCAUGGGCGAGCCCAAUUACGCUGCUCAUCUCGAGGUCGCGGACUACAUCAACCAAAAGAAGGCAAACACGCACGUUUCCGUUUCCACCCUUGUCCCUGAGCCGAAGGCUAACCAUACCUCUCCCGCUCUCUCCUUCUCCCCACGAGAAGCGGCGACGACGAUCGCCCGGCUCGUGAACCACCGGAACCCUCACAUCGCGAUGCUCGCGCUCGCGCUCCUCGACACCCUCGUGCAGUCGUGCGGCUACCCCUUCCACCUCCAGAUCGCGACCAAGGAGUUCCUCAACGAGCUCGUCCGCCGCUUCCCCGAGCGCCCCCCGCCGUUCCCCGGCCCCGUCAUGCAGAAGAUCCUCGACCUCAUCCACGGCUGGAAGGAGGGCAUCUGCGUCGACAGCCGGUGGAAGGACGACUUCGGGAACGUCAGGGACAUGCACCGCCUGCUCACCUUCAAGGGCUACCGCUUCCGCGACCAGACGCGCCAGGCGAGCGCGGCCGCGACCGUCGCCUCGAACAUCAAGUCUGCGGAUGAACUGGAGGCGGAGGACCGGGAGGCCCAGUCGGCGAAGCUCCAAGAGCUCAUUCGAAGAGGGACGCCCCGCGACUUGGCCGCCGCGCAGGAGCUCAUGAAGAGCCUCGCCGGCGCGAACCCAGACGCGAAGCCGGACUACAGGACACAGGCGUUGAACGAGUUGAACAAGCUUGAGAGCAAGGUCAUCCUCCUUAACGAGAUCCUGGACAACGUGGAUACCACGAACGGAGAGAAGUUUGCCAAAGGGGACGUGUAUGAUCAAGUCGCGUCAAUACUCCGGGACGCGCGGCCGAAAAUCCAGAAGUGGAUAUCCAGCGCGGAGACGGACGAUCCAGAGUCACUCGACACCUACCUGCAGAUCAACGACCAGAUCAACACCGUCCUGAACCGCUACGAGGCGUACAAGCAGGGCGACUUCUCGGCCGCCGCGAACCCCAUCCCGCCCGAGCUCUCGAACGGCGCCGGGUCGAGCCAAGGGGUCUCGCUCAUCGACUUCGACGACGCACCCGCACCGACCGCCUCGGCAAGCGGCGGCGGCGGGCUGAACGACCUCGCGGGGCUCUUCGGCUCGAGCGCGCCUGCACCAGCGCAGGCGGUCCCGGCACAGGGCAUGAUGGGCGGCAUGGGCAUGGGUAUGGGCGGCAUGAUGGGCAUGGGCAUGCGGCCACAGCAGCCCCAGGCGAUGGGCGCGCAGAUGAACAUGGGGUUGGGCAUGGGCAUGGGCAUGGGCGGGAUGGGGAUGGGGAUGAUGGGCAGCUCAAGUCACCCGUCGACGCCGCAGGCCCCGACGCUCAUGAACGGCUCUGGCAGCGCGCCCGUCACGCCGAACCGGACGGGCAUGGCGUCGCCCCCGAUGGGCAUGGGCUCGAUCCGCCUCGGGACUCCACAGCUGCAGCCGGGGACGCCGCAGGCGCACACACCGCAGACGGGGAUGGGGAUGGGGGCGAACAUGGGUAUGGGCAUGGGUAUGGGCAUGAGCAUGCAACAUCAGUUCCAGCAGCAGCAGCAGCAGCAGCCAUCACAAGGAUUCGCGAUGCAGGGCUUCCAGCAGCCGAUGCAGCCACAGCAACAGCAGCAACCACAAACACAAGCACCCGCGAACGGGCAGCAGGCGCAGGGCAAGGAUCCGUUCGCAGACCUCGUCGGACUGUUCUGA
Molecule: messenger RNA, 1764 nt
Organism: Epithele typhae
Lineage: Eukaryota; Fungi; Basidiomycota; Agaricomycetes; Polyporales; Epitheliaceae
Product: VHS-domain-containing protein
Exons: 5
Coding region: 1-1764 (587 amino acids)
Biological process (GO): protein transport to vacuole involved in ubiquitin-dependent protein catabolic process via the multivesicular body sorting pathway; Golgi to vacuole transport; Golgi to endosome transport
Cellular component (GO): trans-Golgi network
Molecular function (GO): ubiquitin binding; phosphatidylinositol binding
Source: RefSeq, a predicted model, not a curated record